UAAGAAGCGCCAGUCCCUCGGAGAGCGCAGGAAGCCAUGGCGUCCAGUGACAGGGUCCUGGAGGGCGAGCUGUCCUGCCCGGCGUGCGGCCUGAUCCUGGCCGAGCCCGUGGUGCUGGGCUGCGGACACCGCUUCUGCAAGGCCUGCCUGGAGGCGCGCUGGGAGGGGGGCGGGGCCCGGGACUGCCCGCUGUGCGGCCGCCGCAGCUCGCUGGAGCAGCCGCCGGUGAGCGGGCUGCUGCUUAGGGCCUGCGAGGCGCUGCGCGAGGAGCGGGCGCAGCGAGACCCCACCGCCUGCCGCCAGCACGGACAGACCCUCUCCCUCUUCUGCCUGGAGGAGCUGCAGCCCGUCUGCGCUGCCUGCCGCUCCGCCCCGGCCCACGCCGCACACCGGCUCUACGCCCUGGAGGAGGCUGCGCAGGACUGCAAGGCAGAACUGAGGAACGCUCUGGAGCCCCUGCAGGAGAAGCUGACGCUCUUCGCCAAAGCCAAACUCAACUGUGAUCAAACAGCCCAGCACAUUAAGAGCCAGGCCCAACACUCAGAGAGACAGAUACAGGAGGAGUUUGAGAAACUGCACCACUUCCUGCGGGAGGAAGAGGAGGCCAGGAUCGCUGCGCUGAGGGAGGAAGAGGAGCAAAAGAGUCAGAUGAUAAAGGAGAAGAUUGAGGAGAUGAAUGGAGAGAUAUCGUCGAUUUCAGACACAAUCCGAGCUGUGAAGCAGGAGAUGAGAUCUGAGGACGUUAUGUUCCUGCAGAACUACAGAGCCACUAUUAAGAGAACCUGGUGUGCACUGCGGGAUCCAGAGAUGGUUUCAGGGGCACUGAUAGACGUGGCCAAACACCUGGGCAACCUGAAGUACAGAGUCUGGGAGAAGAUGCUGGGAAUUAUUCAAUACACACCUGUUGUUCUGGACCCCAACACUGCGGCCAGCUGCUUCAUGAUGGCGGAGGACCUGACGGCCGUGCAGUGCCACAGAGAGAGGUUUCUCCUGCCAGACAACCCCGAGCGCUUCGACAUCAGCGCAGAGAUGCUGGGGUCUGAGGGCCUCACCUCGGGGCGGCACAGCUGGGAGGUGGAGGUGGCGGGGAACACCUACUGGGUCCUCGGCGUGGCCAGGGACUCCAUCAACAGGAAGGGGAAGCAUGUGCUGACACCGGCCGAGGGCUUCUGGACCAUCCGGCUGCGGAACGGCGAGUACAAGGCAUGCACGGCGCCCUGGACGUCGCUCAACAUGAGCCGAGAGCCGCAGGUGGUGCGAAUCCAACUGGACAUGGACCGCGGGAAGGUGUCCUUCCACGACCCACGCGAGAGGACACCCCUCUUCACCUUCACUGACAUCGUCAGCCCCAGGGUGUUCCCCUACUUCUGCACUGCCUGCAAACUCCACCCGCUCAGGAUAUUACCCAGCAGGCUGUGCAUCACGCCCGAACACCACGGCACUCGAGACUUCCUGGACAGAGUCUCACUGUGAGCGGUGUGAGUCAGACACUGUCCAGGCAGAGAGCGAAUUCUGCACCGCGUUAACAAAACUAACGCAAGCGAUUAAAUGUUUGUUUCCUGUAUGUGGCUGAGGUGCUGACAUUUUGUCUUGAAUGACAUGAACACUAUAGAUAUUGCAAACAAACAUGCCGGUUGUCCUAAAU
Messenger RNA from Megalops cyprinoides (Indo-Pacific tarpon), 1645 nucleotides. RefSeq names its product tripartite motif containing 35-13 (gene trim35-13). The record is from RefSeq and is a predicted model, not a curated record. The transcript is spliced from 6 exons. Bases 37 to 1473 code for a protein of 478 amino acids. Gene Ontology annotation, molecular function: zinc ion binding; protein binding. Lineage: Eukaryota; Metazoa; Chordata; Actinopteri; Elopiformes; Megalopidae.